UCUGAGGUUCUUAUUUUCAAUAGGCUUUUCUCCACGCAAGACAUUAUGACAUGUCAUAAUGUGCUGCGAAGAAGGUCUACCUUAUUGAUAGUGUUGGCAAGCGUUUCCCAACCUUUUUUGCUUGUGACCCCAUGAAAAGAAGAAUGUCCACUCAUAUGUCUACCAGUUGUGACAAUUUUUUCCCUUGUUUUAUGUUAAUACUUUUGCUGAAGAUGUAAAAUUAUCCAUUCAUUUACAAGAAAAAACAAAGAUUACAGGAACAUUUUUAAAAAACAAAACAAAAACCCCCACUAGUUUUAAGUGCAGAAUUAACUUGGCAAACUCCUAGUUUAUUUCUGUUUCCCAUCAAAGUAAAGAGGGGUCCACCAAGGAGGAGACGUCACCCUGACAGCCUUCCUGCACCUGCACUCUAAUUACCAGCUAACUGUCCGCCAUGUUGACGUCAAGUGUGAUUGGCUGUUGUAGCUAAUGUUCUCCAGGCUUCAGCUAGCUUGUAGUCGAUGUUUGAAACACCACAAGGCUUCAUUUCCAUUGGUUUCGUUUUCCUGAAACUAAGCCACACCCAACACCAAGACCUAGAAAACAAACUGAUACAUGCACAACUAUUGUGGCGGACCUUCGGACGCACAUUAAGAUGGAAGCAAUAUUCAACCUACUUCAGCAGCACAGACUGGAGUCAUACUACAACCAGUUUCUCCAGUUGGGGGUAAAAGAUGAAAGAGAUUUCCUGGAUGGUGUAACAGAUGAAGAUCUAAACAACAUAGGUUUAAGUCAUGUGGAAAAGAAUCGUUUUUCAAGUAUGAAAAACUUCAUUCAAAGACUCAGAUCUCCAAAGCGGCAGGUUCAAACUGUGACACCUGUGCAAGAAUCAGUGGAGUCAUUUUCUCUGCAGUACACAUACCCCAAAUGUCCUCAACCAAAAGAGAUGAAAGAUAUUGAUCCAGUGGGGAACACAAUUGAAGAUCUGAUGUUAAGGAUCUGUCACUAUGAAAAUGUUGGCAAUUCUACAGGAGUCUGUCUCUACACAGUUGAUGGGAUGCCCUUGACAGAUGAUCCCUUCUUCAACACAUGGUCUUUGAAAGACAGACAUAUUCAGAGUGGAGAUGUAAUCUAUGCCAUAUUUACACCAAAGGAAAACCUGAAACAGGCCCCUCAGAUGCCAAAGGAAGAAGUUGAGAAAACCUGUGGAGAGGCUGUCAUCCGAUGUCACAUCAUGCUCAAGGGAGACUUCGAGCUGAAGGUGAACUUGGAAAGCGACACAUUUACAAGUCUGAAACUUAAGCUGGCAGAUGCAAGUGGAAUCCCAGCACAUGUCCUUCAUUACAGAGGUAAACAGUGUGAAGGCGAUGCACUGAAAAGCCGAAUCACUGAAGGGUCAACAGUUGCCUUCUCAUUGUCAACCUUUUCUGAUAAGACUUCAUACGAUGAGACAUUCUUCACCGAUGAUGUUGUGCCUUCAGUGCAACAAACCCAGAAAGGAAUCAGUGUGUUCCUGUCUUCACUUUAUGCUGUUAAAGAACGCCAGUCAAAAACACUACACAACAAACUGAUUGCCUACAUACGAAAACUAACUGGAUGUAACCCUCUUGCCCAAAGUUUGCAUCAGUUACUCUGCAGGAAUGAGAUGAUCACUCUGAACCAGAAGAUUGCAGUUGUUGAAGGUUUGUACAUGCUCUUCAGAGAGCUUUUGCCUCAACUUGGAACACAGCGAGGGGAAAAAGUAAUCAAGGACCUAGAUGUUUUUGAGAACUCCUUGUACUGCUGGGCACAUCUCAUAUCAAAAGCAAAGAAACAGGCAUCAGACUAUGAGGACUAUGAACCGAUCUCUCUGGUGUCAGAAGAUGGAAACCAUUUCUGUGAACCAGUCAGAGUACCUGGAGUACCAGGUGCCUUUGAAAGAGCAGAUGUUCUCCAGAAAAUCAAAGAUGGAGAGAAAAUUCCAAACUGCACCGAAGAAAUCUUGAGAGAAACAUCAUUACAGAGAGCCACUGACAUUGAGAAAAUCUUGCUCAGCUUACCUCCAUCCACCAGAACAUAUCCUCUGUGGAUUCAUCACGACAAGACGACCGGUCAGAACUUUCAGGUCAAUAUUCAGAGGACUUUUGGAAGUAUGGUGGAAGGCCUGAAAUCUGUCCCUUGUCUCAAUGUCACCCCAGCUCUACGUCUGAAGGAUCUAGGACACACUGACAUAUGUCUUGUUCUACUGAGUGAAGACAACCUUGGUGUGUAUCUGUAUAAAGAUAAAGGAUCCAAUGAUAUGAUCAAAGUGCACGAUUGUCUGGAUGGCGAGGUAAAAACGGUGGAUGUGAAUGUAUUGGCAGCCAGGACUGGUGACCAAAGAGAUGACAAGUCACUUGUCACAACCAGGACUCCGAAAGAGGCUAUUCUGGUGCUGAUAGAUACAAGCUCCUCCAUGGAAGAAGAGUGCUAUGGAAGCAUAGAAUUAAAGAAAAUUGACGCUGUAAAAGAGCUCUUUUACAACUUUGCAUCAAGGAGCCUUGCUUAUGACUUUCAUCACAUCAUUGGCCUUGUGAAGUUUGACUCCAUGGUGAAAACUCUGCACACAUUCACUGAAAAUCUGGAAAAAUUCAAGGAACGCAUACGCAUCCUAGAGCCAAGUGGAUGUACUCUGCUGUACGAUGCCCUAAGACGUGGAGUGUGUGAGUUGGAAAAGGUCAAGACAAAGUUCCCAGAUUGCAGACUUCGCAUCAUUUGUCUCACUGAUGGAAAUGAUUCUGGAUCCUCCAUAGAGCCAGUCGCUGUUACAGCCAAACUUCUAAAAUCUGACAUCAUUGUUGAUUCAAUCCUUCUUGGAAAUGUGGAGAACAACAUGCUACAUGGAAUCAGCAAUGCAACAGGUGGUUGCUGUUUCAAACCACAGACAACCAAAGACGGUCUGAAGCUGUUUGAGAUUGAGACAGUUCUGUCUUUGGAGCUCAGAAAACCCAAGAAAAAACUUGACCCAUCUUCCAUCAGUGAGAGCAUUUUAACAGGCAUCUUUGCAACUUCUGGUUAUGAUGAAUAUCCAGAGACGUCUUUGCCAAACCAGAUAAACAACAAAGUGACAGUGACAGAGAGUGCUCUGAAAAAGAAGAUUCGAGAGGCUAAAGAUGGGCGUUUCAUGGAGAAGGACAGACGAAUCCUGGAGGAGCUGAAGAGCCUGCAUUGUGACCCACAUCCCUUCUUCACCAUCUUUCCAUCAGAAUCAGACUUCACGUUCUGGAGGAUUCUCAUGCAAGGCCCUCCUGACACACCGUAUGAGAAAGGAGUGUUUGAGCUGUACUGCCAGUUCGGUCCUGACUAUCCAGUGAAGCCUCCACUUGUCCGCUUUGUCACACAAGUGUACCACUGCAAUGUCAACAGUGUGGGCCGAAUCUGCCACAACAUAUUUGACCGCAACUACAAUGCUCGCAUCACCAUUAGAGACAUCCUUGAUGCUGUGUAUGGACUGCUCAUCGUCCCUGAGCCUGACGAUCCACUGGACAGCAUUUUGGCUGAGGAAUUCCUGACCAGCCGUGAGACGUACGAACAAGAAGCUAAGAAACACACAGAGGAAACAGCAGGGAGCUCACUGGAUGACAUGGAGAAGAAAAUGGUGGAUCCUGUGCCACAAUAUAUACCCCAACAUCUCAUCUGUCCACUCACCAAGAAGAUGUUUGUUGAUCCUGUGAAAACAGUGUAUGGCAGCGUGUAUGAACGCAAAGCCAUUGAGGAACACCUCAAACAACACCAGUAUGAUCCGUUGGUUGGCUCAGGACAUGAGCUUGAAGUUGGUGACAUAACAGCAGACCGAGACAUGAAGAAAAUGGUGACAGAGCAUCGCUCUCGUCAAAUUCAGUGAAUCUGUGGUGCAAGUUAAAGCUCUGUGAUUUUACAUAGUCAUAUGAGCAAAGGAAACUAGCCAGAUACUCUUUAUUUUUUUCUAUCAAAGUUAAUUUUGUUAUUUAUAAUUGCCUAAUGUUAGUUAAUUCACAUAAUUAUGGUAGAGGCACGUUUUAUUGUAUUUAAGGUCAUUGAAUGAUGACAGAUUUGAUAUUUGCACUCAGCUUGUCAGUGGUGUGGUGCUUGUGUCACACAAACCACAAAUCUGCACUACACCAGGUCAGGUACGCCUCACUAUUUUGUAGCGAUACAACUGUCUGAAGUGCUGUUUAGUGAGUGCUUGAUAAGCCUGUUCAUAUUUAGUUUUUAUCAUUGUUAACAUAUAUUUUCCACAGUUUGUAAGGUAAUACAAGUCCAUAAACCUCAACUGCAUAAUGAUAAACAUAAUGAAGGUUGUGAAAAUGUUUCUUAUUGAAUAUAAAAGUGAAGUUUGAGUGGUUGUGAAUAUUUUUUUUCCCCUGAUAAUCAAAACACUGUGUGGACAGUGAAAAGUCAGUUAUUUGGUUUCUCUGUUGAGUUUUGUUUGUGCAAUACAUGUUUUACAUAUUGUCAUAUGUAUUCUCUAUGCACAGUUUAAUCACUUAACCAAUGUUUAAAUUACUUUUUUGGAGUAAUAAAAGUUUGAGUUCAUUGCAUUUGUCUGCUAGUGAUAAAAGGCAGAAAAGUGGUGGAUGUGGGAUAUAUGGCAUAUUUUUUUAUAUAAUAUUGCAGCAACCUUUCUUUUCAGUAAAUCAUACAUGGAGAAACAACUUAUAUUAAUGUGCUAUUAAUACACAAUACUGGGAUUUAUUUUCAUGCAUAACUUGUAAUUGCUGUUAAUUCUAUAUUAAAGACAAAAAAACUCAAA
Molecule: messenger RNA, 4729 nt
Organism: Thunnus maccoyii (southern bluefin tuna)
Lineage: Eukaryota; Metazoa; Chordata; Actinopteri; Scombriformes; Scombridae
Exons: 26
Coding region: 635-3841 (1068 amino acids)
Biological process (GO): protein polyubiquitination
Cellular component (GO): nucleus
Molecular function (GO): ubiquitin conjugating enzyme activity
Source: RefSeq, a predicted model, not a curated record